CGACAAUUGACUAUUUGGAUUCAAACAAAUACACAAGACAAUGAGCAGCGACUAUCACGUAUGUGGAGUUUAUUUGGGGGAGAUGUAUCGCUAGGGGUUAAUUGUUUCUAUAAUGUUGGGUUAUUCACUACAAUGAGGCGAGCUAAUGUGUUCUUCUGUUUUAUACUGUUUUCCAUUCGUGUUGUUACUUUCUUUGGGUUGAUUCAUGUUCAUUCUGUCUAUAUAUCCCCUUGGAUUGAUUCUAAACCUAUGAUGAACACGGGCAAAUUGACAAAUACGAUAUACGGCACGGCAGUACGAAGUGGGAUUAUGUACUGAUGAUGGUGUGAUUUUCCUUUUAUAUAUGUUCCUCUUAUAUUCCCCCUAAGUUUAGUAUUUUCCCUUACUGAAAUGAAUUUAUGACUUCUCUAUACCUAUAAAAUCUCUCGAGAAUGGAAGGAAUUUUUCCAGUUAACACAUACAUAGACACCUCAUUGAGGUUUAUA
Molecule: messenger RNA, 485 nt
Organism: Paecilomyces variotii
Lineage: Eukaryota; Fungi; Ascomycota; Eurotiomycetes; Eurotiales; Thermoascaceae
Exons: 1
Coding region: 61-318 (85 amino acids)
Source: RefSeq, a predicted model, not a curated record